GGCGGGGAGGGACACGGGGAGAGAGACUGGGGGAGAGGGAGACGGAGCCGGGGAAGGGAGGGAAGGAGGGCAGGAAGGAGAGAGACGCUCAGGCGGACUCUGAAUCUGAGAGGAGAGGUUUAGGCUGAAGGAAAAAUAGAAGAAGAGACAGAUGGGAGAGAGAAGCAGAAGGUGAGGCUGGGCAGAGGUGCCCUAGCAGAAAAGUUGAGUGUGGGAAGGAACAGGAGAGAGGAGAGAGCGCGCGCACAGCGCUGGAGACAAGAGGGGAGAGGGCGAGGGCGAUCAGCGCUGGAUGGAGGAGGGCCGGCCGCGGAGCAGCCUCAGCCUGGCCAGCAGCGCCUCCACCGUCUCCUCGCUCAGCACCCUGACUGCCAAGAAGCCCACCCGGGCAGUAAACAAGGUCCACGCCUUUGGGAAGAGGAGCCAUGCGCUCAGAAGGGACCCCAACCUGCCUGUGCACAUCCGAGGCUGGCUUCACAAGCAGGACAGCUCUGGGCUCCGGCUCUGGAAGCGCCGCUGGUUCGUCCUCUCCGGCCACUGCCUCUUCUAUUACAAGGACAGCCGCGAGGAGAGCGUGCUGGGCAGCGUCCUGCUCCCCAGCUACAGUGUCCGGCCAGAUGGGCCCGGAGCCCCCCGGGGGCGGCGCUUCACCUUCACCGCGGAGCAUCCGGGCAUGAGGACCUACGUCCUGGCGGCGGACACGGUGGAGGACCUGCGCGGCUGGCUGCGCGCUUUGGGCCGGGCCUCCCGCGCUGAGGGCGACGAUUGUGGGCCGCCUAGGUCACCCCCUCGUCCCCAGCCUGGGGAGGGCCCUGGUGGCCCUGGGGGUCCCCCGGAGGUGAGCAAAGGGGCAGAGGGGCGCAUCUCAGAAUCACCGGAGGUGGCUCGGUUCUCCAGAGGUCGUGGACGACCCGGGCUACUGGCUCCCAGCCCCACCGCAGACCUCCUCUCUGGACCCAGGGGCCGCAGGACCAGGAGCCCGGACCUGUUCGCACCCCUCUCUCGCCCGCCUUCCCCGCUGAGCCUUCCCCGUCCCCGGUCUGCUCCUGCGCGGCGACCCCCGCCUUCCUCAGGAGACGCCGCGCUCCCUGCCCGACCUCACACCCCCUUGAGUCGCAUCGAUGUCCGGCCUCCUCUUGAUUGGGGCCCCCAGCGACAGACCUUUUCCCGGCCCCCCACACCCCGCAGAGCACCGUCUUCUGAAGCUGGCGGAGGACGGCGUCCUAGGAGCCCCCCAAACUGGAGUCAGGAACCCAGAGUACAGGCCCCCUCUGGUUCCUCCACUUAUCUCCAGCUCCCCCCAAGACGCCCCGGGACCCGGGCCUCCAUGGUUUUAUUGCCGGGUCCACCCCUGGACUCAACCUUCCCUCAAAGCUUGGAGACAGAUAGCCUGCUGACCAAGCUGUGCGGGCAGGACCGGCUCCUGAGGCGGCUGCAGGAGGACAUCGACCAGAAGCAGGAGGAGAAGGAGCAGCUGGAGGCCGCCUUGGAGCUGACCCGGCAGCAGCUCGGCCAAGCCACCAGGGAGGCUGCGGCUCCCGGCAGGGCCUGGGGUCGCCAGCGCCUCCUGCAGGACCGCCUGGUCAGUGUGCGGGCCUCCCUGUGUCACCUAACUCAGGAGCGAGAGCAGGUUUGGGACACAUACAGAGGCCUGGAGCAGGAGCUGGGCACCUUACGAGAGACCCUGGAGUACCUGCUGCACCUCGGGUCCCCCCAGGACAGGGCGGCGGCUCAGCAGCAGUUGUGGAUGGUGGAGGACACGCUGGCAGGGCUGGGGGGCCCCCAGAAGCCACGCCCCCACACUGAGCCUGAGCCCUCUUCUCCUGCACUCCCAGGCGAGGAGUCCUCUGAGAGGGAGUUGCUGAAAAGUGACAACGAUGAUGUGACCAUCGUCCUGGGUCCCCUCGCCCACCCCCUCCAGAGCCUGCCUGAGUCCCUGGAACUCAGCUCCCCUCGGUCCCCCGAGGCUGACUGGGGCCAGCCCCCUGGAGGUGACAGCGACCUUGGCAGCCCACGCUCAGGCCUGGCGUCUCCCAGGGUCUCCCGGGCUUCCAGCCCAGAGGGCCGCCGCCCCUCCUCCCCACCACUGGGGACCAAGGCCACGGCGGCCCGGCCUAGGAUGAGCGCCCAGGAGCAGCUGGAGCGCAUGCGCAGGAACCAGGACAGUGGACGGCCGCUCCUGCGCCCCGCCUCCCCCAGACUCCUAACCCUGGGGAGGACGCUGUCCCCAGCCGGACGCCAGCCCGACAUGGAGCAAAGGGCUGUCCUAGGAGCUGUAAAAUGGCUCAGAAGCUCAGGGUCCUGGAGCAGUCCCAGGAACACUAGCCGUUACUUGACCACAUCCGAUGGCCACAGGGAGCAGGUUCUCAGCCUGUCCCAAGCCCUGGCCACUGAGGCGUCGCAGUGGCGCAGACUGACGACAGCCUCUCCAGCCGGGAGUGUGGACUGUGGCGAAGGCCCUCUCCCUUCUGCCGCUCGGUCGGACCCCGCGCCCCAGGUUGCCUCGCCUCCGAGAUCCCCCGCGGCCGCCAGCUCCGGUUCCCCGGGAUUCUCCGGGCGCGGGAGCGGGCGAGGCGGAGGCCCUGCCCCCUGGGAGCCCGCGUGGGGCUCGGGGGCCGCCCCUCCCGCCGGGGGCCGCGACGAGGGGGCGUGGCCCCUGAGGGUCACCCUGCUGCAGUCCAGCUUCUGAGCGGCGCCCGCGAGGGGCCGACCGAUCGGUGCUUGGGGGCGAGGCCUGGAGGCCCCGCCCCGAUAUCUGUGGCCACUCCGGGCACCUGGGAGUGUGGUCCCGGCUCCACCUGUGGCCUGGGAGGUGCCUGGUUUGUAUCUGUUAAGUUUGGUUUUUCCCACUGUUCAAAUUUGGAUUAAAACUUUGAACCUUC
Messenger RNA from Chinchilla lanigera (long-tailed chinchilla), 2882 nucleotides. RefSeq names its product pleckstrin homology domain containing, family A (phosphoinositide binding specific) member 4 (gene Plekha4). Lineage: Eukaryota; Metazoa; Chordata; Mammalia; Rodentia; Chinchillidae. Bases 293 to 2689 code for a protein of 798 amino acids. The transcript is spliced from 20 exons. The record is from RefSeq and is a predicted model, not a curated record.